GACGGGGCGGAGCGGGACGCGUCUCGGCCGUGGGGCCUGGGCGCCGGGAGGAUGCAGCGGGGGGGGGGGGCGACUGCCGGCACUACCGACGAAGGUAGUCUGAUCCCAGCAAAAGUAUUGGACUAAGGGCAUGGGAAUCUGAAGAUCUCUGUUUCUCCUAGAAGAGUGACAAAAUAAUCAGGAGAGAUGGGAAACCCAGAAAACAUUGGAGAUGCAUAUGUUGCUGUGAUUCGUCCAAAAAAUACUGCUAGCCUGAAUUCUCGGGAAUAUCGAGCUAAAUCCUAUGAAAUUUUGUUGCUUGAAGUUCCCAUUGAAGGACAAAAGAAAAAAAGAAAGAAAGUUUUGUUGGAAACUAAACUGCAGGGAGGCACCGAGAUAACCCAGAGCAUCUUGGAUUAUGUAUUAGAAGCCACCAAACCAAUUUCACCAGCCAAUCAGGGUAUUAAAGGAAAACGUGUGGUGUUAAUGAAGAAGUUUCCUCUUGAUGGAGAGAAGGCAGGCCAAGAGGCAUCACUUUACAUCGUUCCAACUGUUGUGAAAGAUAAUACGAAAUACGCAUACAGUCCUGGAUGCCCUGUGUUCUACUGUUUACAAGACAUCAUGAGAGUAUGCAGUGAAUCCAGCACCCAUUUUGCUACGCUUACUGCAAGAAUGUUAAUUGCCUUGGAUAAGUGGUUGGAUGAACGGCACACCCAGUCUCACUCCAUUCCAGCUUUAUUCAGACCAUCUCCUCUUGAGAGAAUUAAAACAAAUGUAAUAAACCCUGCCUAUGCUAUAGAACCUGGUCAAACAGAGAGCUCGUUACACAUGGGUUAUACUGCCCUGGAAAUAAAGAGUAAAAUGCUGGCAUUGGAGAAAGCAGAUAUGUGUAUCUAUAAUCCUUUGUUUGGAUCUGACCUUCAGUAUACCAAUAGGGUUGACAAAGUGGUAAUAAAUCCAUACUUCGGCCUUGGAGCCCCAGACUAUUCAAAGAUUCAGAUUCCCAAAAGAGAAAAGUGGCAACGUAGCAUGAGCAGUGUCACCGAGGACAAGGAACACCAGUGGGUAGAUGAUUUCCCUCUUCACCGCAGUGCUUGCGAAGGCGACUCUGAUUUACUAAGCCACCUUCUGGAUAAAAAGUUUUCUGUUAAUCAGUUAGAUAGUGACCACUGGGCACCUAUCCAUUAUGCGUGCUGGUAUGGAAAAGUUGAAGCCACUCGAAUGCUGUUGGAGAAAGGGAAAUGCAAUCCAAAUCUCUUGAACGGCCAACUUAGCUCUCCUCUUCAUUUUGCUGCUGGAGGUGGGCAUGCUGAAAUAGUACAAAUACUACUAAAUCAUCCAGAAAUUGACAGACACAUUACUGAUCAACAAGGAAGAUCUCCACUGAAUGUCUGUGAAGAGAACAAACAAAAUGAGUGGGAAGAAACUGCAAAACUGCUGAAGGAAGCCAUAAAUAAACCUUAUGAAAAGGCACGAAUUUAUCGUAUGGAUGGGUCGUAUCGCUCUGUUGAGUUGAAACAUGGAAACAAUACUACUGUACAACAGAUAAUGGAGGGGAUGCGUUUGUCUCAAGAAACACAGCAGUACUUCACUAUCUGGAUCUGUUCCGAGAACCUCAGCCUCCAACUGAAGCCGUACCACAAGCCUUUACAGCACAUUCGAGAUUGGCCUGAAAUAUUCACUGAACUGACAAACUUGGAUCCUCAAAGGGAAACUUCACAGCUUUUCCUGAGAAGAGAUGUGAGACUUCCACUGGAAACAGAAAAAAAGAUUGAGGAUCCAUUGGCUAUUCUUAUCCUUUUUGAUGAAGCCAGAUAUAAUUUACUGAAAGGUUUCUACACGUCACCUGAUGCCAAGCUGAUCACAUUGGCAAGUCUGCUUCUACAAAUAGUCUAUGGAAAUUAUGAGAGCAAGAAACAUAAACAGGGCUUUCUAAAUGAAGAAAAUCUUAAAUCUAUAGUACCAAUCACUAAACUAAAAAGUAAAGCUCCUCAUUGGACAAACAGGAUACUUCAUGAAUACAAGAAUCUCAGCACCAGUGAAGGCGUAAGUAAAGAGAUGCAUCACCUUCAGCGCAUGUUCUUGCAGAAUUGCUGGGAAAUUCCUACUUACGGAGCAGCUUUUUUCACAGGACAGAUAUUCACCAAAGCAAGUUCAAGUAGCCAUAAAGUCAUCAAAGUGUAUGUAGGAGUAAAUGUAAAAGGGCUGCACCUCCUCAACAUGGAAACAAAGGCUUUACUCCUCAGCCUAAAGUAUGGUUGCUUUAUGUGGCAGUUGGGAGAUGGAGAUACAUGUUUUCAAAUCCACAGUCUGGAAAACAAAAUGAGCUUUAUUGUGCAUACCAAACAGGCAGGUCUCGUCGUAAAACUUCUGAUGAAAUUAAAUGGCCAGUUAAUGCCAAGUGAAAGAAAUGAAUGAUGGAAAUGAACAAUAGUUACAAAACAGCAUCUAACAGCUAAGCAAAAACCAACUUAUUUCUCAUCAUAGCAGAGGACCUUCCACGUACAUGAAUUUUACACAACAGAAAAGUCAAUUUGUACAGUUUUUUAACUUUGUGUAGAAGCCGCAUGGUUGAUUUUUUU
Molecule: messenger RNA, 2561 nt
Organism: Phalacrocorax carbo (great cormorant)
Lineage: Eukaryota; Metazoa; Chordata; Aves; Suliformes; Phalacrocoracidae
Source: RefSeq, a predicted model, not a curated record